AUCAAUCUAGAAAGAUAUGUCAAAAAUACCAUUUCAAUUAUUUUAAAAAUUCAGUUUUAAAAAUUUUACUCAAUUUUUCAUGAACUUUGUUAAUUCAAAUAAAUAUUUGAUUGAAUAGAGCAUUUUAGCUUUCAAGUUCAUUAUUCAUCCUUUAUAUUUACAAAACUUAUUUCUUGAAUGAAAUUUGAUAUUUCUUAAACCCGAAUUAAUUUGAAAAAAUAUUCGAUUGAAAGAACAGUUCUGCAUUACAGUGGAAUACUUCUUAAUAAAUGAUUUAAAAAUUAAUUUCUAAUCAAAAUCAUUUUAAUGUACAAAUGUUGCGUUAGUUGAUUAAGUGUACGCGUAUUACCCCAUGCGUCCAGGGUUCAGUUCCCCUUGCGAGCGAAAAUCGUCUGCGAUUAUAAAUAAUUACCUCAAUUGUAAAAAUUAAGCGAUACAACUUACAAAUGUAAUAAAUUUUUUCUCAGUGUGUCAUUGCAUUGUAAAAAAAUAUUCAGCUUACUUGCACAAUCACGAAAAAAUGGAUUUAUAUAUUUUAUUUUUAUCAAGAUUAAUUCACAAGAUUACCACCAAAUAGUAAAAAUCGCAGAUUGUCCAAGUUUGUAUGGUAGCUUAUUAUCAUUCACCAGAACCUGUAAUGUAAAAUAAAUAUUAAUAAAGUUUCAUUGCAAUUGAUAAGUUAUUGUGAAUUGAUUCACUUAACGUAAUUUAUUAUUACAUUCGGAAAAAAAUUCGCUCAUUGCUAUGAUGCUUUCAUUAUAAAAAUGUGAACGGAAAUAUACGUUGAAUUCUGCGAAUGUAAAGGGUACAGCGGUAUAUUCUUUUAUUGAAGUCUGCAUGCGAUAAUAAUAAUAGCGUAAAGAUGUUCUAUUUUAUGAAAGUUUUAUAGCUGCGAACGAAAAUAACUAGGAUAGCAGCGACGUUCCCCUUUACUAACGCGUAAUGUAAGUAUUUAUAUCUCAAGCGCUCGUCGAAAUAUUGUAUAAUCGAUAAACGUUCAUUGUCAUUUCAUCGUUGGAAAGAAGAGCUGAAAUUACGAAUUCGUAGGCAGCAAGAAACGCCUACUGCAACUAUAAUUUUUUAAUGAAACGCCAAAUAUUUUAUGCGAUCGGGCCAUAAUACACCUUCUUGCUUCUGUAGCCGUCGCGAAUUCGUCAUAGUAAUGAAGGGAGGGCUGAGCUUGCGCUAUCAAGUGCUUUUAAUUGAACAAAGUUGAAAGUUUAUUCGCCAUGAAACCGAAAGCAAAAGCAGACGAUGCUUUUGCAAUGUAUCGCAUUUUCCUGUGGACUCUCGGUGUCUGGCCACUUGAAAAACACAGUCUCUUCAAAAUUUCUCGUUUGACGAUUGCUACGAUUGCUCAGGCGACCUUUGCAGUACACACUACUGCGGAACUUUAUCUGAACAACGGCGAAAUAGCUGCAAUGGUCGACGUCGUCCUUUUUUGUUCUUCGGCUUAUCUAACGCUUGCGAAAAUGAUUGGUCUCCAUGUUUACCGGGACAAAAUUGCUGAAAAUCUCGAGUCUUAUCGCAAUGACUGGGCGGAUACCAAAGAUGAGAACUCAUUAAGAAUAAUGAGAGAUCACCUUAAGGUAUACAGAUAUCAAUUCAUACUGUACAACUCGUGCGGCUACAUUGGCACGACAAUGUUCGUAGUGCGAACGAUCGUUGCUAAUUUGUUGGCAAAACGUCAACUGGGCGUCGACGAUGACUUCGAAUACGUACUUGCCUGUCAGACAUCAUUUUUAUCGUCGCAAAUUAUAGCUUAUUAUUACAUACCAAUUUUGGCAGUACAAUUCGUCCAGCUAAUUUACUGCUGUACCAGUGGGGCUUGCACAGAUUGCUUCUUCUUUUGCCUCGUAUAUCACUUGAGCGCUCAAUUUAAAAUUUUAAAAGUCAAGUGGCAAACAUUAGAGAUAGGCGAGGAGCCUGUCGAAGAUCAAAGAGCCAAGGUCAUAGAGUUGAUUAAGAGACAUAAACAACUUAUAAAGCUCGGUGAAAACUUGGAGGCAAGCUUCAACAAUACCGUGUUGAUACAACUAAUGACAAGUAUAAUUCUCGUCUGUGUGAGUGGAUGCAGCGUGCUGGUCUCGCUAAUGAGCAGUGACUAUAUCACGAUGAUCGUGAGUACGAACUGCAUAUGCUUCAUGAUGACGGAAUCUUUCAUUUACGGCUAUGCAAGCGAGUAUCUUGACACGCAAAGCCAAAGUAUCAUCGAAGCUGCUUAUGCUAACAAAUGGUAUCAGCUGCAUAACAGUCUUAAAAAAGACUUGAUCUUCGUCAUGAUGCGGGCAGAAGUGCCUCUAAGCAUCACUGCUGGAAAAUUUUUCUACGUCACGCGAAAUACCAUUGUCGUCCUAUUAAAAACUUCCUUUUCUUUUCUCUCGGUACUGAGGCUAACUCUAGAAAAAUCUGCUCAACAAACAUAAAACUUCACGACAAAACAUACAUUUCAAGAAAAAGUAUAAUUUCUUCAUGCAUUAAUAAAUGGAAGUUUCCAACUUUAUUUUUUGUAUAUCUCUGAUUGUGAUGGGAAAAAACUUGGUUUUAUUCAUGAUCUGUUG
Messenger RNA from Phymastichus coffea, 2561 nucleotides. Its product is annotated as odorant receptor 49a-like. NCBI's taxonomy places the organism in Eukaryota, Metazoa, Arthropoda, Insecta, Hymenoptera, Eulophidae. The record is from RefSeq and is a predicted model, not a curated record. The coding region runs from base 1230 to 2426 and encodes 398 amino acids. The transcript is spliced from 4 exons. Gene Ontology annotation, cellular component: plasma membrane. Gene Ontology annotation, molecular function: odorant binding; olfactory receptor activity. Gene Ontology annotation, biological process: sensory perception of smell; detection of chemical stimulus involved in sensory perception of smell.